AUGAGUUUUGUUAUUUUAUGUACUGAGGGUUUUUGGCAGAUAAGUAAUGGGAUUAACACCUACAUUAGACCGAAGUUUAACAACUUGGGUUUACUGCUUCCGCCAUAUUUUGAUUGUCGAAUAUUGUUUGAUUUGGUCAAAAAUGAAACAGAUGUUGAUCAACUCAGAAAUGUAAUUUCUAAAAUGAAGGAGAUUGUGCAUUUGUAUUUAGAGGUGUUUCAGGGAUUGAUCGAACAGACAGAAGCAGUUGAGAAAGUUGUACCAUACAAUGUUGAAAAUAUUGUAUAUGAUAAUGUUGAAGAGUGUCCAGAAGAAGAAACUGUGGCAUUGAAUACGGUUAAAGAAAAAAAUUAUAUGAGUUUGGAAGAGUGA
Lactuca saligna is the source of this 372-nucleotide messenger RNA. The record is from the annotation of a GenBank genome assembly. NCBI's taxonomy places the organism in Eukaryota, Viridiplantae, Streptophyta, Magnoliopsida, Asterales, Asteraceae.